This is a messenger RNA of Lacerta agilis (Sand lizard), 1301 nucleotides long. RefSeq names its product breast carcinoma amplified sequence 4 (gene BCAS4). The record is from RefSeq and is a predicted model, not a curated record. The transcript is spliced from 5 exons. Gene Ontology annotation, cellular component: BLOC-1 complex. Lineage: Eukaryota; Metazoa; Chordata; Lepidosauria; Squamata; Lacertidae. Bases 115 to 735 code for a protein of 206 amino acids.
GCCGCUUCGGAUCCGGCAGACUGCGCUUGGCUGCGGCGGGAUCCCGAGCCGGGGUUGGAGAAGCCGUUACCCGCGGCCUCCGGGCCCAGUCGACUGUCGGCAGCGGCGGCCGCCAUGAGCACCGCGGCGGCCUCGGAGCGGGGGGAAGCUUCCGCCUCGUCGACGACCUUGCCCCCCUCAGCUGAGGUGGAGGAGGAGGAGGAGGGAGGCGGCCACGGGGAGCCCCAGAUGAGGGCGGAGGAGGAGGAGGAGGCGGAAGAAGAGGAGCGCGAGGCUCGCCAGUUCGCCCUCUACCUGGCCCCUGAGGCGGGGCGCGAGGAGGUGAAAGAAAUAGAGGAGUCUAUAGAAGAGAUGUUAAUAAGACUGGAUGAGUUCUGUGGCAUGACUGAUCUGAUUAGAAGCAGUACAUCCCAACUCCUGGAUGAGGCAAUUCCACUAAUUAAAGCCAAGGUGAUAGAAAUGAACAACAUCUAUACUAAAGUGGAUAAGCUAGAGGUAUUUGUGAAAAUGGCAGGACACCAUGUCUCUUUCCUAGAAGAACAAGUCCUCGAGGCAGAAAAGGCUCAUGCCAUCUUUCCCUACACUGUGCAGAAGCUGUUUGGCUCAGUAGCUAUACCUUCAUUUAAAAAAAAACAUGCCACAGCUUCACAGCACACUUACAGCCUGCCAGAACUCUACAGAACUGAAGAUUAUUUUCCUAUCAAAUAUAUAGGCAGCAAGUACCAGAACCACUAAGGCUGCCUUUAAUUGUCUCUAGCAUUUGAGAGAACUUGAUCUGAACAGCUACAGGGAUAAAGUAAAAUAGAUGUUAGACCAAAGAAGGGAAGAGUGGUAAUAUUUCUGCUUUUUUAUCUUUCCCAUAAGGGAGAAACUAAUCCCCAGAUUUGCUCGUUUUCAAGUAUUGAUGGUCCUUGCGCUAUGACAAAGACUUUAUACACUCUUGUUGCUUUGCUUCCAUGAGACAGGUUUAUGUAAACAAAGCAGGAAUAGCACAUUUAAGAUGUCAAAAUUGGAUGAAACUUACCUUAAGUACCAUGGAUUGCAGCAAGAAGCUAUUUUCCUACUCUGUGCCUAACUGCUACAAUCUUUCAUUUAUACCAAGGCUGCUGCAGUGUAGAAAUCCUAUUUUGAAAGUUGCCUAAAGUGGCACAAUCUUACUUACCGCCCCCCUCCAAAUAGCACAUAUAUUCAAAAUUCUUCUGAAAUGUAACUUGAAUGGUUUAGUUCUGGAAAAUGCUUGUUAUUGAACCAGAGCAUGUUCAAAACAAGCAAAUUAAAAUACAUCAUACGCACUAAAGAGA